Mobula hypostoma (lesser devil ray) is the source of this 11295-nucleotide messenger RNA. It is a transcript of the gene cdcp1b, whose product is annotated as CUB domain containing protein 1b. The transcript is spliced from 8 exons. The coding region runs from base 7 to 2340 and encodes 777 amino acids. Lineage: Eukaryota; Metazoa; Chordata; Chondrichthyes; Myliobatiformes; Myliobatidae. The record is from RefSeq and is a predicted model, not a curated record.
GCUGGAAUGAUUUCAGUCACUACUGACCAAGGUGUGACAAUUAACAUCAGACAAGCAACAGGCAACCUGAGCCUUACUGAAUGCCAAAUGUGUACCAGGGAAGGGGAUUGUAAUUCGGAGUAUCAGAUCCUUCCGGGAGACACCCUGUUCUUCAACUUCACCUGCAGUGAUCCCGAGCACAACUUCAUCAUGGAAGUUAAGAAAGAUAUUGCUGAAGCUGAUGACCUCGAAGAUCUUCUACCUCAAAAUCUCCCAAGGCUGAACACUACAUACAUCUGGGCCAUCAAUGUGCUUUACAAUGUUGGUGUGUGGAUAAAGUUUCCUCAGGAUCACCUACAACAGAUAGAUUCUGGCCAUUGUGCAGACUUGGUGAAGUACAUGAUUAAAGGACAUGUCAGUUAUGACAAUAAAAAGGAAGUACUUGUUGGUACCUUUUGUAGGAAUGGGACUAUUUACAGUCUGAAGAUUCAAGGCAGAACACUGAUAGCCCUUGAGGUUCCUUGGACCACAAUGAUUGAUGAUCCAGGAUUUGAACUUACUUUUGUGAAGCCUAUAAAAAGGUUCAGUAUGGUUGAAGUGAUGCUACAGCCAGGUACUUCAGUACACUUCAUGUCAGCAAACUGGCCCCAGGAUUUUCCGAAUGAUGAACUAAUGACAUGGACCUUCGCUGUUCCUUUCAACCACCAUGCCAAUGUUACAGUGGAGAACUCCACCUUCCCCAGCUGUGUGAAAAGGGAGGCAGGCUGGUUUUUUGGCCCAUCUGUGCUCACAAAGAAGUUAAACCAAUUUCACAAACGUUUCAUGCUGACUUUGCAGAACUGUGAUGUGGAUAGUUCAAGCGCCACUGGACUGACAUUGCACUUUAAAGUUGAGGUCUUUACUGACUAUGGAGAGAGGUUUGAAAUUAAAUUGAGGAAGGAAGAUGGUGUUUCGGUGAAAUUUAAACAGCUGUUGGAAGACAGCAAUGGCUUGCUCUGCGUCUGCAAGUUUCCUGUUGCAUCUGACUGUGCCUCUGAGCUGCGACUGAAUCCUGGUGACCACCUCAAUAUCUCCUUCAACUUCCAGUGUAACAGAGCAAAGGACAUUGCUGUGGAAGCUACCAGGAAUAUAUCCUGUAAAGACCAGGACAAGUGCUCGGUGAAGAAUGUCGAUCUCAUCCUGCCAGCUCAGCUUACCACCUUGCCAGUGCCUCAACAAACAUUCAAGUGGGUCCUUGAAGCUCCACCUGAGAUGGCGAUCGAGUUAGCUGCCAAACGGCUGAAGCUCCAACAACUUCUUCCAGGCCGAAGCUGCGAUGGCAACUUGACUUACAACAUGAGUACGUUCUGUGAGAAUGGGGCCAGGUCCACAGUGGGUCUCUUCUGUCCUGGCGGAGCAAUGGAACUGAUCCAGACCACUGACAGUGUGUCACUGGAACUUCUGACAUCGGAUGGGUGGAACUCCAGCGACCUAGACAUCAGCCUGUCCUUCGUUCCACGUGUCACAGAUGACUAUAUAAUGAAAGUCACCCCAGAAGCUGGUUCUUCUAUCAAUCUCCUAACACCCAACUGGGAAUUAGGAAUGCCAAAUAAGCUCACAGCAUCAUGGGAUAUCUCCAUUCAGGAAGACCAUGUGGCUGAACUGAGCUUCCUGAAUCAGUCAAUGCCUCACUGUGAGCAUGGACAUGUAAUUAUCAGUGUGGACGAGCAACGGGAGGACUCCAGCUUGAUCAGUUACCGGGAAACAGAUGCUCUGCCUGAUUCGCCCAUCACUCUGGCCCAUAGAUUCUGGCUCAAUGUGUCCAACUGCGAGCCUUCAAGUGGACAACUGAACCUCAUGUUCCACAUGCUGGUAAAGGAGUAUGAAGAUAACAUGAAGGUGCUGAUGAUCUGUGUCGCAGCAGUGGGAGGGUUGGCUCUGGUUGCCACUUUUGUUGUGAUCAUGUGUUGUUUGCGAAAACGGAGAAGACAGCAAAGGCAACCUGCUGUUGGUAUCUACAAUCCCAGUGUGAAAACUCACAAACCCAGGCACCAGCGGAAGUUUGGCAAAACUAGGCAGGAGAAUGAAUCUCAUAUUUACGCUGUUAUUGACGAAGACCGUGUUUAUGCUGAUUAUUUUAACAACACUCAGUUUCUGUCCAUUCCAGAGGUGGACGUGUAUCGGCCUUUCCAAGGCCCCAUGGGCAAUGUCCCACCUACUCUUCCACCUCCACGUGGUACUGUGCCUAAGGGGUCCAGUCCAGAGGCUGUGCCCAUGGUGUCCAACGAUCUAUAUACAUUUUCAGUAAAGAAGGCAGAUGUAAAAAACAAUGGGGAGGCGGUGGCUUUCCUUAGGAAUGGUGAAAAGGAUUCUAGCUCAUAGCAAAGCAUGUUUACUAGUACGUGUAACAGUCUAAAUGUGUAAAUAGCUGGCAUCUGUUCAAACAACUCAUUGCUUUUCAUGGACUGAUUUUACCAGUGAAUACAGCAGUGGUCGGUUUCCAGGUAACAUUUUUUCAGUGAGGGUUCAGCUUCCCUGCCACUGAGCCAGGAGCUCCUGAGCAGGUGUUUUCCAGAGCCUCCAGCCCAAUCUCAGUCUGUAGUGCAGUGCUUUGACCAUGGAAUGAUUGUUGGUGCCAGAUAGGGUGGUUUGAGUAUCUCAAAACCUGCUGAUCUGCCGGGAUUUUUCAUCCACAGCAAUUUACAGAGAAUGGUGUGUAAACCUGAAAACAUCUUGAGUGGCAGUUCUGUGGGCAAAAAUACCUUGUUAAUGAAAGAGGUCAGAGGAGAAUUACCAGACUGGUUCAAGCUGACAGGAAGGUGGCAGUAACUCAAAUAACCACACGUUACAAACAGUGGUGGGCAGAAGAGCAUCUCUGAAUGCACAACAUAUUGAACCUUGAAGUGGAUGGGCUACAGCAGCAGAAGAUCAUGAACAUACACUCAGUAGCUUCUUUGUUAGAUACAGAAGGUAUCUAAUAAAAUGGCCACUGAGUAUACAUAGGCAACUGGGGCCAAGGGGGUUUCUUGAAGAAGAGGGUGUAAGAAAGGGGUAAACUCUGUGUGCAGUCAGGGGACAUGGGUUAGGUCCCAAAGUGAAUACGUCUCUGUGUUCACCAAGCAGAAUUAAGGGGAUGAUAGUGAAUUCAGUGAAGAAUAUGUUGAUGAUCUGGAGAAUCUCAGUAUUAAGAAAGUGGAAGAUGUCCUAGAAAACAUAAGGGCUGAUAAAUCCUCAGGGCCACAUGAGAUUUAUCUCAGAACGUUAUGGAAAACAAAGUAGGAGAUUGCUGGGUUCCUGGUGGAUAUUUCUGCAUCUUUGUUAUUCACAAAUGAGGUACCAUAAGAUUGAAGGAUAGUGAAUGUUGUUCCUUUAUUUAAGAAGAGCAAUAGGGACAAGUCAGGUAUCUACAGGUGGAUGAACCUUAUAUUAGUAGUAGGAAAAUUGUUUGAGGAAGUUCUAAGAUACAUUUUGAAAGGCAGGGGUUGAUCAUGGCUUUGCAUAUGGGGGUGGUUGUCAUGUCUCAGUAAUUUGGUUGUUCUUUGAGGAGAUAACUAAGAAAUUGAUGAAGUGCAGUAAUAUCUAUAAGGCAUUUGACAAGGUGUUACAUGCUAGGCUGGUCCAGAGCAUAGGAAAAUAGGAGAAGGAGUAGAGCUCUCAGCCCCUCAGACCUGUUCCACCAUUCAUUAUGAUCAUGGUUGAUCUAUGCUGGACUCAACUCCCCUUCAGUACCAUUUCUCCAUACCUCUUGAUUCCUCCAUCUAUCAAAUCUUUAUCUAACUUCACUUUAAAUAAAUCAUGUGAUCCAGCUUCCUCCACGCCCUCCGCCAUCUAAGGAUAGAAAAUUCCAGAAAUUCGCCACCCUCUCUAAGAAAAGAACUUUCUGCACAUAUCAACUGUAAAUAGCCAGCCCUUUUUUUUAGAAUAUUAGAGUGUUUUUGACAACAGCAGACCACUUGGCCCAACACAGCUUGCCAAAUUCCUAGUGUGUUAAAGUUUAGAUUUGAGAGUCUCUAAGGUACAACUCUCAACUACACAAUUAGGUAGUUUGUUCCAUGUGUCCACAACUCACUGUGUAAAGAAAUGCUUCCUGAUGUUAGUCUGAAAUCUCCCUUUAACCAGUCUCCACCUAAGGCCCCGUGUCCUCGAUGACGGAUUAAUUUUGAAGUAUCAGCUGGCAUCCACCUUACUUAUACCCUUAAUGAUUCUGAACAAUUCUAUCAUGUCUCCUCACAUUCUAUGUCUACUUAGGCUAAAAAGAUUUAAUUCUUUCAAUCUUUCUUCAUAACUCGUACCCUGCAGACCUGGGAUGGGUCUCGUCACCCUUCUCUGAACUCUCUCCAGUGCCUUUACCUCCCCCACACAAUAUGGAGAUCAAAACUGUACACAGUUAGGAGGGUGGCCUUACAAGUGCAUUAUACAGCUUAAGGAGAACUUCUGUAGACUUGAACUUCACUGACCGCAUUAUAUAGCCCAGCAUUCUAUUCGCCUUCCUCAUCGCUUCUGUGCAGUGUCUAGAUGUUGAUAAUGAAGGAUCUACCAGGACACCCAAAUCCUCAUACAGUGCACUUUCUGACUCAAGACCUCCCAUGUAUAUUUAUAUCUAAUAUUUCUGCUUCUUGUAUGUAAUAUUUUUCUAUGUUUCUAUGUAAUACUUUAACAUUUACUUACAUUAAAUUCCAUCUGUCAUUUAUCUGCCCACAUCUGGAGUUUGUUUAGAUCUAAUUUUAUUGAUUCUGCUGUCUGAAUGUCAUCAGCCUGUCCCCCUAAUUUUGUGUCAUCAGCAAACUUUACUAGUUUAUUUGUUAUGUGCUUAUCAAAACAUUUGUGUAAAUUAAAAACAGCAGCGACCCUAAAACUGAUCCCUGCGGAGCCCCCAUUUAACAUCUUCUAGGUGUUGAAAUGAUCCUCUCACCAUAACUUGGUGUUUACUGUUUCUCAGCUAAUUCUGCACCCAUUUGCACACCCUAUCCUGAAUUCCUACCUCCUGUAAUUUGAUUGUUAACCUCUCAUUGGGUACCUUGUCAAAAGCCUUCCGAAAAUCCAAACAUCAUCCACUCUAUUGUUAUUAUAAAUUUUAGUUUCCUCUUCAUUGAAUUCCGGCAUAUUAGUUAGGCAUGAUUUCCCCUUUACUUUCUGCUAACAUGUCUGUUCUUAUCAGCUGUUUUUCCAUUCAUUCUUUAUUAUUGUUUGCCUACAAUACGUGCUAAGCUUACUAGUCUGUAGUUACCAAGGUCAGUGUGGUCACCCUCCUUGUAUACCCGGAUAAUGUUAACCCAUUUCCAGUCCUUAAGGAUUUCACCAGUCUUCAAUGACUUUUUAAAAAUACAUGUUAGUGGUUUGUAUAUAUAAUCACAGUCCUCUUUAAGUACCCUUGCAUAUAUGUUGUCUUGCCCUGGAGAUUUUCAGCUGAAGCAGGACCUCACUUCCUAAGAUCUGCAAGUCACUUAAAACAACCUUAUUUUUCUCUACACUUACUGGCAUAUUGCGAACAUCUUUGCAGGUGAAUACUUCAGCAAAAUAUGAGUUACAAGUAUCCACUAUGUCCUUCUCUGCAUAAUUUAAUACCCUCUAUUAUUCCUAAUACAUUUAACUUCCUCCUUGACUUUUACUACUAAAGUAUUGAAAAAAGUCUCUUGGGGUCAAUCUUAGCAUUAUCAGCAAUAUCCUUAUCAACCUGUCUUUUGGCAAUCCGAAUUUCCAUCUUGACUAUAGUGCUCAUAUUUUCUGUAAUCCUUAUAUAGCUGUCUUCAAUAUUUUGUAUGUACUGUAUAUCUUAUUGUUCCUAAAGGCUCAACAAUUUACAUACACAAAAUUCUAUCCUAAUUGUUACAGAAUAUCAAAUCUAGACAGGCCUCCCCUCUUGUUCGUACAUUAACAUACCGGGUCAAAAAACAAUCAUUUUAUAUUUCAAUGAACUCACUUUCCUGCAAUUAUGUCCCACUGUUCGUGACUGUCAUUGGUGAAAGCCUCUUGACAUCCACCUUGUCAAGCACCCUUAGAUCUGAAGCUUAAAUAAGGUUGCCUCACAUUCUUCUCAGCUCCUGGGAAUUGAGACCCAAACUGUUUAAUCUUCCGUUAUAGUACCUCAAACUAAUUUGAGGAAUCCUGUUUACCUUAAGCUAAAUUGUACUUCCAGUAUGUCAUUUAACUGGAGAAGGUGCAAAAUGAGUCAUAAGGAUGUGCCUGGACAAGAGGGAUUGAGUUAUAAGGAGAAGCUAAAUAAACCUGGAGUGUUAGGAAUAGCUCCAUGGUAUAAUCCAGAGAGAGAGAGAGAGAGAGAGAAUCUGAUUGAAAUUAGCAGUUGGGAGUUUGACUGGGAUCCUCAAAAUGUCGUAAAUUCAGUCAGAUUUUACAGUGUGCAUUAUGCUGUCGAACAGGGUUCCCCAAUUAGUUUCCACAAGGGCCAAAUUAUGUCAAGCAUGCCAAGCCAAGGGCCAAAACGUCCAGGGUUUUAUUUCAUUGUGCCAGUACGUUGUUUUGUGGGCAGAUGUUGUUGUUGCUGCUAUUACCAUUAUUAUUAUUAUUAUCAUUAGUAGUAGUAUUAGUAGUAGUACUAGUAGUAUUAGUAGUAGUAGUAGUAGUAGUGGUAGUAUUAGUAGUAGUAGUAGUGGUAGUAUUAGUAGUAAUAACUUAGGCCUGUGUUGUGGGUCACACAAGAAAAAAAAUGCACUCUUGAAACAAAAUAAGUCCAAAACCAACCAUUUAAUUAUGACUCUAGCUAUCACAACUGUCAGCUGUCACCUUGAGAACUCAUCUGGGACUUAAAACACACACACACACACACACACCCGUUCUCUCAUUUAAUCUACUUGUUCUUUUUAAUUAAGCUAUGUAGCAUUUGAAGUAUGAAGUGUGGCUAUAGAUGAAAUUAUCAGUAUUAUUGUUAUAAUAUUAUUAUACCACAAUAAGAUUGACAAAUGGACAAAAAUAAACUGGUUCAUUCACCAAUCAGUGAGGGAAGUGACAGCGACGAGACGAGGCAAUCCUCCUGAUGUCGGGCCUGUCUUCUGUUGUGGCAAUAGCCAAUAAUGGCACCGUCCUUAAUAGCUCCACAACCGUUUUCUUGGUUUUCUCAUCAAGACUUAAAACUUCGCCAACCAUAUCAAUUGCACACGUUUUAAUCAACUUGACAUCAGUGAAUGACUUCCUAGCUUUGACAAGAUUCCAUGACACAUGCAGUGAUGCAGCUGUUACGCUCUCUGGUGCAGAUGUUGACUUACAGAUAGUAAAAACGGAGUGCUUAUAUGAUAUUAUCAUAUUUGCAAUCUUUUGUUUGCGUUGACCUGAUUUUGCAGGGUAGUUGGCAUUAAAACUGGCAGCAUGCAGAGUGUUGAAGUGCUGCUUUAGAUUUUCUGAUUUGCAGACUGCAUGGACAUUGAGCAUGUUGGUUUAGCAUCGGCCUGGUCCGGUAAAAUAAAGCAAAACCAGUCAGAUUUGAACUGACAGUUUUCCUGGUCGACCUUGCGCUUUUUCGCACAGGCCAUGUUGUUCUCGGUUUAGGGUCCGUGACUUACUGUUGGUAACAAUUCGCUUAGAUGACAGAUUCGCUUUUAGAUGACAGAUUCGCUUCUUAGAUGACAGGCGGGUAGCUGGUGCGUGCCACUGUCUAGUCGAGGACCGUAGAGAGCAUGCAGUAGGUGGCGCGCUCUAUGGGGGCGUAGGUCAAGUGUACGGUGUGGGAUGAGCUUAAAAUUAAUUAGAGCAGUGCACACUUUAUUUACCUUAUGACAAGUGCGUUCACGUAAGUGCCAGUGGGUCGGCGCGGUCCGGACCUGGCCCGCGGUCCGCCUGUUGGGGUUGUCUGCUGUAGAAUGUCACGAUGUAGCCUGCCACAUGCACACAGAUCUGCUUGUGGCCACUGCGUGAUUUGAACAUAGAGCUUAGAAAAGUGUCGCAGGGCAACAGGCUCUUUAACUGAGCUAAUUAAGAUUCAAGACUGCUUAAUAUCAUUUUCAGUACACAAGUGUAAAGGAGUCAAAAUCCGAUGAGGUACAAAAAAACCCCACAAUAAGGUAAAGAACACAAUAAUAACGAAAACAUAAUAAAUAUAAAUACAUGGGAUAACAAAUAAAAGCAUAAGAUAUAGUAGCAGAAUUAGGCCAUUUGGCCCAUCGAGUCUGCUCCACCAUUUCACCAUGGCUGAUCCAAUUUUCCUCUCAGCCCCAAUCCCCUAAUCUCCCCCCACCCUCCCCCGUAUCCCUUCAUGCCCUGACCAAACAAGAAUCUAUCAACUUCUGCCUAAAUAUACAUAAAGACUUGGCCUCCACAGCUGCCUGUGGUAAAGAAUUCCACAGACUCACCACCCUCUGGCUAAAGAAAUUCUUCCUCAUCUCCAUUCUAAAAGGACGCACUUCUAUUUUGAGGCUGUGUCCUCUGGUCUUGGACCCUCCCGCCAAAGGAAACAUCCUCUCCACAUACACUCCAUCAACGGCUUUCACCAUUCGCUAAGUUUCAAUUGGGUCACCCCUCACUCUUCUGAAUUCCAGAGAAUACAGGCCCGGAGCCAUCAAAACCUCUUCAUAUGACAAGCCGUUUAAUCCUGGAAUCAUUUUUGUGAACCUCCUUUGAAGCCUCUCCAGUUUCAGCACAUCCUUUCUAAGAUAAGGGGCCCAAGUGAGCCUCACCAGUGCUUUAUAAAGUCUCAACAUUGCAUCCUUGCUUUUAUGUUCUAGUCCUCUUGAAAUAAAUGCUAACAUUACAUUUGCCUUCCUCACCACAGAUUCAACCUGCAAAUUAACCUUUAGGGAACCCUGCACAAGGACUCCCAAAUCCCUUUGUGCCUCAGAUUUUUGUAUUUUCUCUCCAUUUAGAAAAUAGUCAACCCUUUCAUUGCUUUACCAAAGUGCAUGACCAGACACUCCUGGACUCUGUACUUCAUCUGCCACUUCUUUGCCCAUUCUCCUAAUCUGUGUAAGUCCUGUAGCCUCCCUAUUUCCUCAAAACUACCUGCCCCUCCAACUGUCUUCGUAUUGAUUGCAAACUUUGCAACAAAGCCAUCAAUUCCAUCAUCCAAAUCAUCAAUAUAUAACAUUUUAAAAAACUGAUCCCAACACAGGCCCCUGUGGAAAACCACUAGUCACCGGCAGCCAACCGGAAAAGGCUCCCUUUAUCCCCACUUUACCUCCUGCCAGUCAGCCACUGCUAGAAUCUUCCUGUAAUACCAUGGAUUCAUAGUUUAUUAAGCAGCCUCACGCGUGGUACCUUGCCAAAGGCCUCCUGAAAAUCCAAGAACACAACAUUGACUGAUUCUCAUUUGUCUAUCCUGUUUGUUAUUUCCUCAAAGUAUUCCAACAGAUCUGACAGGCAAGAUCUUCCUUUGAGGAAACCAUGCUGACUAUGGCCUAUUUAUCAUCCUUAAAAAUUGACUCCAACGUCUUCCCACCCACUGAGGUCAGACUAACUGGCCUUUAAUUUCCUUUCUUCUGCCACUUUUCCUUCUCAAGGUGUAGAGUGACAUUUCCAUCUUUCCUGCCUUCUGGAACCAUUCCAGAAUCUAGUGAUUCUUGAAAGAUCAUUACUAAUGCCUCCACAAUCUCUUCAGCCACCUCUUUCAGAACCCUGAGGUGUACACUAUCUGGUCCAGGUGACCUAUCUACCUUCAGACCUCUAAUUUUCCCAAGAACCUUCUCUAGUAAUUAAAUUCAGUAAUUAAAUUAGUAAUUAAAACUAGUAAUUCUCUAGUAACCUUCUCUAGUAACUAAAUUCACCAUCUCUUUCCUUUACUUUCCAUUCAUUGUCCUUCCUUCUCGCUAGAAGAUACUCUUCUGUACUCUGUACCUUUAGUCUUUAAACACACUUCACAGAUCAGAUGUGGGUUUUCCUAUAAACCAAGGGUCCUUAACAUAGUUAUGAAAUGGACCCCUACCAUUAACCGGGGGGGGGGGUUGUGGAUCUCAGGUCAAGAACCCCUUCUGUAAACAGCUAUUCCCGAUUAACUAUCCCUUGUAUCUGCAAUUUGCCCUGCUCCAAUUUGAUAGUCAUUCACAAGGUCCACACUUAUCUAAAGCUAUCUUAAAAGUUAACAAAUUAUGAUCCCUAUUCCCUAACUGUUCUCCACCAAAAGUUCAGACACCUGGCCAGGCUCAUUACUCAACACCAGGUCCAGCUUGAUCAUUCCUUUUGUUGGACUAUCUUCGUUAUUGAUUUAAGAAACCCUCCUGGAUGCAAAUAACAAAUUUCAACCCAGUCCCAGUCCAUAAUGGUGAAGUUGAAGUCACCUGCUAUAACCUUGUCAUAUUUACCUGCAUAUCUGUUCCUUAAUGUCCCAAUAGUUAAUGAGGGGUCUACAGUAUAAUCUUAUUAGAGCGUUGUCCCUUAGUUUUAAGUCCUAGCUAUAUAGACUCAGUGGUGAGCUCUCCAUUAUGUUCACUGAGUACAACUGUGUCCUAGAUUAAGAGUGGAGCAUCUCCCCCCUCCCCCUACCACCUCCUCUAUCUUUUUUAUACCAUCGAAAGUCUGCAACAUUAAGCAUCCAUUCCUUCCCCUCUAUCAACCAAGUUUCUUUUGUAGAUAUAACAUAUUAUUGGUAAGGAUGAUGAAGUUAGAGCAUGGAUCACUACUGACCCAUGCUCAAAGUUUAUCAUCCUUACCCAUAACUCUGUUAGCAUUAAAAUCACACAUUUCAACCAUCUGUUCUUAUGCUAGGAAUGACAGCAAAACCAGUCACAGUUAACCACCCUACAAAGCUAUCACAGCUUUGUUUCUUCGCCUGCCUCCCAGCUCCAGUGACCUGGGUCCAGUCCUGAAAUCCGGGGCUGCCUGCACACUCUUCCUGUAACUCCUGAUUUCCUCCCACAUUCCAAAGACAAGUUGAUCAUUAUGUAAUUGGUGUAAAUCCUCAAAGUUUGGUGAAUGACAAGAGAAACAUAGUAAUGGGCCUGAGAAAGAUCAAGUUGCAGGGGUACAGGCAAUAAGGCCAGGACUGAUAAGAUUUACUCUACUACUACUACCACGUCGACUCAGGCCUAGGGGGCCGGCGUCGGGCACUUUGGGUACUCUACGGUUGCCCAAAAUGGAUCCAUCGGGUUGAAUGACUCCUCUGUGCUGCUGUCAAUGAAUAACGAAGGAAUCCUGAGUUACAUUUUGUUAUCCUCCCAGCUAUUUGCAAUCUUGUCCACUUGACAGGAUCUCAGCCUACUAUGGUAAAUGACCUGUAGAUCUCACACGUUUUUCUAUGACCACUGAGUUUUUCAAUGGGAUUUCAAAGCUAUUCUGAGCAUUUCAAAAGUAAUAUUUGUGGAUUGAAACUUGAUUUCAGAAAAUUUCAAGAUAACGUAUUUCAUGUUUUUAUUUUUUGUAUCUUUAUUUAUGAUCUUUUAGUUUUUACCUUCACAUAUG